AGCGAUAGAAAUUCCGAACAUCUUAGUCCAUUUACGCUAUGCUAUCUAGAAAUUUGGAGAACCACAAGGAAUUUUAAGGAUGGUUAAAUUUAUGAUGAAGAAACUUUGGGGAAACUGUCGAUUUGAUAAGUGAUUUAGUGUAAUGGGGGCAGAUGAUCAAGUCUACCAUGAUCUGUACGCAUACAUUUUCUUUUCUUGAUUGACACUGCAAAUUUUUCAUGCUCUUUAGGAUGCUUGUGGAGCGCAUAAUGUUGGUUGCAUAAUUUUGAUCAAGUCUACCGUCAAAAGAAAUCUGACAAAAACUAGCAACCGAUGAGUCAUUAAGAAGACGAUAGCCUUACCUGGAAAAAAUAGGCUUUUUCUCAACUUUUUUUAUGUAUGUAUUUAAUAAAUUCUGAAAGAAGUUGUUUCUAGGUGUAUUUGGGGAUGGAUCUUCCUACGACUACUGUGGAACAUGUACCAGAGACAAUUGAAGACGAGCAAGAGGGAAGUCCAUUGUUCAAGUGCGAUCUCUAUGACACAGAAAUAGUUCACAAGAUAGCUCUAGUGUUCAUCCUAGGAUUAGCUACAGCUUGUGUUGACAACACAACGGGUGAUAUGUUCAGGAGCCCCGCUUCUGUAGCUGUUGAUACCAGAAAAGAACUGGUGGACUAUCUUUCUCAGAGAAGUGGAAAUUUCGUCACUGAAUUUAUUAUCUUAGAAGGUGGUCCGGAGGCAGAAGCAUCUGACCAUCCCUUUGAUAUUAUUUCCGAUUUUGUUGAUGACUUUUCAAGUUCAAAGAGGAACUUGUUUAGUCGGGUUUCAGGAUGGCUACUGAGUGAAAAGAGAGAAGACAAGGUAGAUGAUUUUAUUCAAGAGAUGGAAAUAAAUGGGUUUUGGUUGUUGGAUGGGAGGGAAGCAAUUGCACAGACUUUGCUCAAAAAUGCAUUUCACUGCAACAUGAAAUUCGACUCUGCUGAAGAACUUGAUGCACAUGUUCACCACUUCAGCUUUAGAUCUAUGACCUGCACAAAUGAGGGUUGUAAUGCCAGAUUUUGUGCGCUUCACUUGGACAAGCAUGAUGCAGUUUGUCCCUUCAAGAUAAUUCAAUGUGAGCAGAAGUGCUCAGACAGGAUCAUCAGACGCGAGAUGGACAGGCAUUGCAUAACUGUCUGUCCAAUGAAGCUUGCGAACUGCCCUUUGUAUGCAGUGGGUUGUCAAUCAACGAUACCUUACUGUAUGAUCGAACAACAUUGUUCAGAUACCCUCAGUUCGCACUUGCUAUAUAUUCUUCAAGGCAUUCACAAAGAAGCAUCUAUGGAGGAUCUGAAACGAUGGGCGGAGCAACCAGAAAAGGCAGCAUCAUCUGGUCAGCUAGCAGAAGCUCGAGACAUGAGAUCUUUAACAUCUAAAGUCAAGGACAUCGAGGCAAAGUGGAGACCAUUCGAAGUCCACAUCACGAACAAGGAUAUUGAAGAGAAUAUGGAGAUUUCAAAUACAGCAAAUGGCUUGGACGUACGAAGCCCACAUCAAGAACAAAGAUACUCAAGGGGAAUGGAGACGUCAAAUCUGGCAGAUACCUCAAGCAAAGCUGAAAGUUAAAAGUUCCAUAAAUUGCAAGUACGCUUUCUUUUUUUCUACUUUUUGUGUACACAUAAUUUUAUUCAUCAUGGAAUCGAAGUUCUCUUCAGAAUAGCAACCGUUUGGAUAUUAAAAUUGUUUUAUUU
Carya illinoinensis is the source of this 1706-nucleotide messenger RNA. RefSeq lists its product as uncharacterized. Gene Ontology annotation, molecular function: zinc ion binding. The record is from RefSeq and is a predicted model, not a curated record. The transcript has 3 exons. The coding region runs from base 427 to 1581 and encodes 384 amino acids. NCBI's taxonomy places the organism in Eukaryota, Viridiplantae, Streptophyta, Magnoliopsida, Fagales, Juglandaceae.